AUGAAGUCAACAGAUACAAAAACAAAUUGUUCUACUAGUAUCUCUACUAUUACUAACAGGAAUAGUAAUAAUGUUAUACUAAAUAAUACCCCGAAUACAAAAUCAACAGCUGAAAAAGAAGCUACAAACAACCCUCCUACAUCUCAAAUCUCAAGGUCAACACCAACAGUAACAACUAUUACAUCAAAGCGACUAAAACUUCCACCUGUUGAAGUAUUUCGUCGUUUAGUGGCACUUUCCGAUGGACGAGACAAAACCCUGAAAAUAAUCCAAUAUACUGCAAAACUUUAUCUUUGGGCUUUUCUUUCCCCCUCCUCUGUGUUCUUCAAACAUCGGAUAUCUAAUCCUACUUCCUUCCUAAAACCUCGACUUUCCGCUUUAGCUUCCAAUUUUUCUACUACUCGAAAAAUUCUACGUCUUGCCCAUUUCAUCGAACCAUAUAACGAACUUCGAGAUUAUAUAACUGGCGCUUAUACAUAUCCCGCGGAUAAAAUUGAAAAAUUAAUAUACUAUAUAGGCUUUUUAAAUUCAAUGAUUGGAUUGUUGAAUGAUUUUUUUGAUGAUCUUUAUUGUUUGGGAAAAAUUGGCGUGCUAAGUAAAGGAAUUGAGAAACGCGCAGAACCAAUUGCUAUUAGAUUUUGGUUUUUCACAAUUCUGCUUGACGUAAAUGAUUGUUUGUUGAAAAUUUGGCUGCUGAAUACAAAGAUGAGGAAAGUUAAAGAUAAAUGUAGUAAAGAAGAAUGGAAUAAGUUGGAGGAAAAAAAGUAUUGGUUAAAAUAUAAUUUGAUGAAAUUUCUUGCGGAUCUUGGAUUUUGUGGAUACGAUUUCUUUGGAUUUACAUUUUCAGAUGGCUGGCAAGCAAUCACUGGUUUGGUUGCUGGUAUUUUAA
Ambispora leptoticha is the source of this 889-nucleotide messenger RNA. The record is from the annotation of a GenBank genome assembly. NCBI's taxonomy places the organism in Eukaryota, Fungi, Glomeromycota, Glomeromycetes, Archaeosporales, Ambisporaceae.